This is a messenger RNA of Lingula anatina, 2390 nucleotides long. RefSeq lists its product as uncharacterized. The record is from RefSeq and is a predicted model, not a curated record. NCBI's taxonomy places the organism in Eukaryota, Metazoa, Brachiopoda, Lingulata, Lingulida, Lingulidae. Gene Ontology annotation, molecular function: protein binding.
AUGGCACAUCUGCACCGGUUCGUUUCAUUAGGUGAUAGAUUUAACUCACAGGUAUUCACGUUUAUAGUUCCACCAAAAAUCCUCCGUGAUUACGCCGACUUGUCUUCCCGUGAGUUCGAAUACGGUUACCAAAGGUGGACCCUAAGCUUUGUCAAAUCGGCCAAACACAUAGGGGUAUUCCUGGAGCUUAAGAAAGCGACGGAGGGGUUAAACUGUACCAUCGAUUUUGUAAUCACGUUAAUUAAUCACGAUCAUUUUACGCGUAAUGAGGAGCUGAGAGAGCGUAAGACGCAGUUCACUGUGGACAUGCCGCGACAUGGGAAUCCGCACUUUAUCGAAAUAGAGGAGUUAAUAAAGAGGAACUUCGCCAUGCCCAGUGGUGACUUCAUGGUGGAAGUGGAACUACGGCACAUAAAAACAGUAUUUGAGGAUGUAAUCCAGCUGCCGCGGCGGCCCAGCGAGGUCAACAUGCACCAGAUUGACUAUCAAAACUUUGAGACCCGCCAUUUUCAUUUUGGGGACUCCGACUGGAACGUGGCGCUGUCCCACCUGGGCGAUGACCACUCCAGCACGAGCCAGGACGUGGUUCGGCUGACCCGACUGACCAACUUUGACCUCCUAUGCAAGACAAAAUACGCCGUCGUCCUCGGGAAAGGGAAGAAAAUGACGGAAACGGACAUCAUGGAGGUGUCCUUAGACUCAGAAAACGAGGACCCCGGAUACACGCUGCACCAAAGUCUAUACAACACAGCGUCGCAUAAAGGACGCCUGCAGCUUUUAGUCGAGAUGUACUCGACAACUUACUACAGUCGCGUUCGACUGGAACCUCUGACAAAGAACAAAAACAGGGCACAUUGCUACGACCGCGAGCAACAGGCGUGGUUGAUGGAAUCCAACGUUAGUGGACCAUAUUUGAAGCUAAGACUGUACUAUACCGAUGUAAAGAACGUCCCUCGCAGGUAUACGAGGUUUGUAAACUGGUCCGUUGCUAUCGUACCUGCUCUCCGUACUUAUAAACCCGUGAAGGGUUUGGAUGGACCUUAUACUAGUUAUUACUCUCAGCAAACAGACGCAGAAAAGGGAUACGAGAUGGUGACAAACAUCAGAACAGAGGAGCUCAACGAUCCAGAUAACAUAUACCUGGACGAGAACGACCACACCCUGACAGUGGAGAUCCACUGGCUGAUGUCACACCUGUUGUACCAGGUGGAAUACGGCAAGACGGACGACGUCCACAAGGUACAGCGGCACCAAAUGAGUCGGGAACUAUUGGCUCUUCAAGCUGAAAACUAUUCUCUGGAAAAACAGCUGCACAGUUACCAGCAAGCCAUAGCCAAGAAAGAUUCCAAAGGCCGCUAUUCUGAGGACGGGUCACUGGAGGAUUAACAGAUAACGGGAAAAAAAUUAACGAGGAGGAAUUAACAGAUUGCCAAAGAAUUCGUGAACUGCGGAUUCCCAAGGGUUUAACAGAUUGCGGAAGAAUAUGUAAACAGCGGAAAACAGGAGAAGCAACAGGUUGUUGAAUGGUCAACAGAUUACGGCACAUUUAGUGUACUGUAAUUACUCUUAAAUCUACGGACUUCUGGGGAAUCAGGUUGCGGGAAAAUACUUAUUUAAGGCGACUCUGACAAGAAGAUCAACGGAUCCCUGUAGAACUAAACGAUUGGCAAGUGACUUAAGGACAAGCAUUCCUUGACGUAUGGCGACCAUAAAAAGGCUACUCUUCUUCCCCGUGGAAUGUUCCAAAUGUAGACCCUCGGGGACAGACGGAUACAAGAAUAAUUAGCACAUAUCAAGAAGAUAAGUGUAGAGGAUUCGACCGAUCAGUUUAAAGCUUUCAAAGACCAAAGUAAUUCUUGGAAUCACUCACGGAAAGAUGGGUAAAAGGAGGUUUGGCUUAUUUCUGAGGAAUCAACGGAUGAUAGAUGGUGUAUCGAAUAAUUUCAGAUAUUCAGGCUGUUGUUGGAAUGGUCCCCAUCCUUUAGUAAGAUAGAUUUUAAAUGACAGUGCUAAAAGAUGAACUACGAGUUGACGAAUAGUUGUAGAUUUAACGUAUGACUUGAAGAACGGCUCAGCUCUUAGGGAUUAAUGACAUUAAUAUAUUGCCCGAUUCAUUCUGACAAUCAAUAUCAGUUAAUACGUUGAUGCUCUUUUUAUACAUUAUCAGCAUUGCAAUACGUUUAAAUAGUGACUCAUAUACAAUAUUGGAGUCGGCUUGUGGUCAAAUAAUUGCACAAAUAUAUUCGCGCACUCGAUUGCACAAAAUUCUGUCUAAAUAGGAUUACUUUUUUCAAAGCUUUUUUCUCUUCGAAAUGCAUACUUACACAAAGACCAACGACAUCAUUUUGGCUUUACAGUGAGUCUUUGAUCAAAACUAAUCUGUAGCCAAU